This is a messenger RNA of Eimeria maxima, 231 nucleotides long. Its product is annotated as protein serine/threonine phosphatase, putative / sortilin. Bases 1 to 231 code for a protein of 76 amino acids. Lineage: Eukaryota; Apicomplexa; Conoidasida; Eucoccidiorida; Eimeriidae. The record is from RefSeq and is a predicted model, not a curated record. Gene Ontology annotation, molecular function: protein binding. The transcript has 3 exons.
AUGGCAGAAAAUCCUCCAAACCCUCGUGCUGCGCAUGCAGCAUGUUGUGUAGAUACGCUACAACUUGUUGUAUUUGGUGGUGCUACAGGAGGAGGAAGUCUUAGUCCUGAGGAGUUAUAUUUAUUAGAUUUAAGAAAAGAGCCACACCUUCAAUGGUUAGCUGUACCCCUACAAGGAAGAACACCAGGAAGAAGAUAUGGUCAUGUUAUGGGGUAUAGGAGCGACCAUUAA